AUGUUAUACCGAGGAACAGCGGCGCGGAUCGGAUGGCUUUGUUUGGCGGUAUUGGCCGCACUUGUCGCCACAGUCUUUGGCGGACGGCACUCUUUCCGACAGCUAUGCAUCACAGAGAGCCAGCAACGAGGACGAUGCGUGCCGGUGAAACAGUGUGAUAGUGUGCUGGUGACGCUGCGUAAAGACUCCCUCACAAACGAGGACAUUCAGUUUCUCUACAGCACGGAAUGUGGCCGCACGCCAGAAGGCAAAGCUCUUGUAUGCUGUGUUCAAAGCUCACUCAUUCCCGUGGAAAGUACGAUAAGCUCAAGUAAUCGCGUAAGUGAACCGGAAACUGCAACCACUCCUGCAGCCGUUGGAACAAGGGAAUGCGGUGUGCAGUUCAACGUUGAGCUGCGCUCAGCCAACUACAGCAUCGGUCACCAUCCCUGGACGGUGCUGUUACACUACGGAAAUCAACCUCACGAAAGCAGGUUCAUCUGCGGUGGUACGCUUAUCUCGACGCAGUACGUUCUCACCUCGGCCAGUUGCGUGGACGAAGCAGACACGUGGAACAAUUUGACGGUUCGAUUUGGUGAGUGGGAUCUCGAGUCAGCGAUCGAUUGCAUUCUAACACCGGAGGGUAACGAUGUGCUCUGUGCCGAUCCUUCGUACGACGUGUUAGUGUCCCGGGUGAUCCUGCACGAAGCGUACGAUGGCCGGCGGAAUGAUCUCGCCCUGCUGCGACUGUCUCGGCCAGUGGAAAUCACCGAUUGGGUUGCACCGAUCUGCCUUCCAGAGUCACCCGUCGUGAACGAAACCUUAACACACUACGCGUCAGGCUGGAAUCAGAACACGUGCGAGGACAACGUCAGCCGCUUCAAACUUCUCUCCAGCUAUCGAGUUACCAACCAGACGGACUGUCAGCGACAUGUCCCCUCAGUCGCGGGCACAUCGUACAACUUCGUGUGUGCCUCUUCUCUGGAACAAGCGUACGGAGAUACUGGGGCCGGCUUGACGGUGGCGCGAUCCAUUGGAACCACUAAGACGACCUACGAACUGAUCGGUGUCCUGAGCUCACUGACCAACUGUGCGAAUUUUAAUGGAGUUGCCGUCUACACCAAGGUGGGUCAGUACUUGGACUGGAUCGAGAACCAGCUGCAACUCGCUGCAGCCCAUGGGUACUCGUCGAUCUUGGUUCGCUCACCACCGAUAAUGCGAUCCGUGUACUGUACGCCACAGUCGUCGGGCAGUAAUCUGCGCUUCUGUUCCACUGACAACCUGUUCUCGACCGGCCCACUAGCCGCUGGUGGUGUAGCCACCGUCGGCGAGACAGUGCUCGUGGGACUGUCCGGUUGCUGGCAACAAACCAGCGCUUUACGAUCGAUCACGCCGCAGCGGCUACUCUCAAGAAAACGCACAUCAUUCGUCGUCAGCAGCGGUUUGUUGAGCAGUUGCCGCACUAGCGGACACUGGGCCACCAUCACGCAGGUAUGCUGCGCCGGCGUUAAAGAGAAGGAGGAAACAACGCUUCCCGAGCCACCGAACUGCGGUAUCCAGCUGUCGGACCGUUUGAUUGGAGGACAGCCCACAAAGAUCGAUGAAUUUCCGUGGACGGCGCUGAUCGAAUAUCAGAAGCCGAACGGUCAAUUCGGAUUCCAUUGCGGAGGUUCUAUCAUCAACGAACGCUACGUCCUAACUGCUGGCCAUUGCAUUAACGCGAUUCCUAAAACUUGGAAGCCAUACCGUGUGCGCCUAGGCGAAUGGGAUCUUGCAUCGGCCAACGAUAAAGAGGAUGACUUCAGCUCCAACGCCCCGAUCGAUCUGGAUAUCGAGAAGAUCAUCGUGCAUGCUGACUACGAUCCGCGUGACAAGAGCAACGUGAACGAUAUCGCGUUGAUUCGAUUCACCCGGACGGUCCAUUACUCCGAGACGAUCCGACCGAUUUGUCUGCCGCUUGCGGACUCGGUUCGCAAUCGUAAUCAUGCCGGAACGUCCAGCUACGCUGCCGGAUGGGGGAAAACGGAAACAGCCACGGCAAGUGAAAAGAAGCUGAAGGUGGAGCUAACCAUCAAAAGCUUGCAAGAGUGCUCUCCGGUGUACCAACGCAGCGGAAUCAAACUAACACAGGGCCAAAUGUGCGCCGGAGGAGUUCGAGACAAGGACACGUGCAGUGGCGACUCGGGUGGACCGUUGAUGCGGCAGCUUGCCGGAACAUGGUAUCUGGUUGGCGUGAAACCAGUGUCCAACCAACGCCCAAGCAACUACAACGAGAUGUUGCCGGGGAUAGUGACCGCGGCUCGAUGGGGGUUGCUGCUGAUUUGCUUCCAGUUAAUAGCUGCGCAAAGAGUUUCGGCACUGCUGCCUGGUCAAAGCUGUGUGAGCCCCAAUCGGGAGCCGGGAAAAUGUGUGCUAUUCCAAGAAUGUCCAUCACUGGUUGCGCUCUAUAAUAACCAGUUCAGCACUGCUGACGAUGUGCAGUUCCUGAAGCAAAGCCAGUGCGGUGUGUUGCAGAAAAAAGUUCUGGUAUGUUGUGCCGUAUCUAAACAGAAAGCGUCACUACCAGAGUCUCCGAAGUGCGGCGUCCAGCUAUCGGAUAGGUUGUAUGGCGGACAACCGACAGCAUUGGACGAGUUCCCUUGGACGGCAUUGAUCGAGUUUCAGAAGCCGGACGGUAGUUUCGGGUUCCACUGCGGAGGAUCGCUUAUCAACCAACGUUACAUUGUAACAGCGGCUCACUGCAUCGAUGCGAUUCCCCGGGGCUGGAAGGUGCACCGAGUGCGCCUUGGUGAGUGGGAUCUGGCCUCGGCUACCGACUGUCAGAAUGGAUUAUGUUCCAAUGCUCCGAUCGAUCUGGACAUCGAGAAGAUUGAGGUGCACAGCAAUUAUGACUCACGCGAUCAGAGUAACGCCAAUGAUAUCGCGCUGAUUCGGUUUACACGCGACGUGUCGUACUCCGAGACAAUCCGUCCGAUUUGUCUACCGCUUUCGACCUCGAUUCGUAGUCGGAAUCACGUUGGCUUGUCAAGCUUUGCCGCGGGCUGGGGAAAAACCGAAAGUGCCUCGGCAAGCGAUAAGAAGCUAAAGGUCGAACUAAACAUCAAAAGUCUGCAGGAUUGCACCUCAAUUUACCAGCGAGGUGGAAUUAAUCUCAAAUCGACACACAUGUGUGCAGGAGGAGUUCGCGGCAAGGACACGUGCAGUGGCGACUCGGGUGGACCGUUGAUGCGGCAGCUCGCCGGAACAUGGUAUCUGUUGGGUGUGGUCAGCUUUGGACCGCAGAAAUGCGGUACCGCCGGAGUCCCAGGAGUUUACACGAAUGUGGCCGAGUAUGUUGACUGGAUUAAAGACCACAUCUACUAGUACCGUGCAAGUGAAGCAAUAAAAACCAUUUAU
This is a messenger RNA of Anopheles nili, 3375 nucleotides long. RefSeq lists its product as uncharacterized. The transcript has 12 exons. Gene Ontology annotation, biological process: proteolysis. Lineage: Eukaryota; Metazoa; Arthropoda; Insecta; Diptera; Culicidae. Gene Ontology annotation, molecular function: serine-type endopeptidase activity. Bases 1 to 3342 code for a protein of 1113 amino acids. The record is from RefSeq and is a predicted model, not a curated record.